CUGGCGUUCUGCUAAUAAAACUGAAAUGUGCAAACGUCUUUUUUUUUGAAGGGAUGGAUAAGAUAAAAUCAUACGAUGAAUUACGAAAACAACUGGAAAAUGAUGAACUUACACAAAAGGGCUUUGAUGCCAGAGUAAAACAUUUAUUGUGUGGAGAAGAGGCACAUAGUGGAGGAAGUCUAGGAACAUUGGAGACAAAAGAAAAAAAUGAGAAGGCAUAUAUGGAUGCAGCACAAGUAUUUACCAAGGCAAAACAGUUAAUAAAACCCCAGGUGAAAAAAUGUCAGUUUCCCCUUCGUCAGAAAGAAAAGACCCUAUUAAAGAUAAAAAUGAGUCCCAUGGAGUGGAAACCACGCACAUCCAAAAAACCAGGCAGAUAUCAAAAAGUCAUUCUUGAAGAAGCCCCACCAAGGAUCAUAGUGGCAGGCACAGAAGAUUAUGAUGAACUGAUACGUAUUGCACAGGAGGCAUUUUGGACAGAAAAGGAAAGAGAGGGAAGUACAUUUACUCUUUGCCAUUCAGAUGGCACAAGGUGGACAAAGGAGCAGUUUAACCAAGAAUAUGGAUCUGUCUCUGAGAUUCCAACUCCUUGGAAGAGAACAUUUUAUAUUGGACGUAGAGAAAUGGAUAUUAUCUGCCUCGGUGAAAGCAGUUCAGCAUUAGGAAAUGAUGAAAUGGAAGACUCGGACAUGGACUUCCAACCUAAGGGAUCUAGAUGUGUAGGAAGAUCAUCACAGCCAAGUGUAGAAAGAUAUAUGGUAGAGGUUCAGCUGCAGGGAGAAUCCUUAAGUUUAGGUAAAAGUUCUAGGAGAAACGCAAGUGCUGAUGCUAGUCCAGAUCCACAUUCUGAGAGAUCUUUGAAUGGAGGCACAGGAACAUCCACAAAUUCAGAUCCAGGUGCAGCAAGAUCCACUAGUGCUGAUUCAGAUCAGGGUGCAAGGGAGACCUCAGUUCCAGAGAUUCAAAUUGCAACUCCUAAUCCAGAGAAGCCCAUGAAAGAAGGUGUUUGCCCACAAAAUGAGGUGUUUUAUGUGUCAUCUAAUGUUGUCACCAUUUUACCGUCAUUGUAUUCUCCACGCCUGCCAUUAGUGGACAAAUCACUAAUCAGUUACAGUGAACAGAACCUGUUGGGUGAAGGAACAUUUGGGAAAGUAUAUCUAGGUUCUUUUCAGGGAACCCCAGCUGCCAUAAAGAGGAUUCCAUAUGGCAUAGCAGGACUUCAAGAUCAGGACAUACAGCAUGAGAUUCUCGUCUCAAUGCGAUUGAGCCAUCCCAAUAUUGUACGACUCAUGGCAGCAGCCCACACUGAAAACACGUUCUUGCUGGCCAAUGAAUACAUUCAUGGUACAACCCUGGAUAAUGUGCUACACAGUGACAAUGCUUGUGUUAAGCUUGAAGGAAACGACAGUCAUUUUGUUGCCCUGGACAUUUCAAUGGCCGUAGAAUACAUCCAUUCAAAAAAUGUCAUCCAUCAGGAUCUGAAGCCUGACAAUAUCCUUCUGGUGAAGCUCAACCUGACUGUGACCUAG
Triplophysa rosa is the source of this 1529-nucleotide messenger RNA. RefSeq names its product serine/threonine-protein kinase D2-like. The record is from RefSeq and is a predicted model, not a curated record. The transcript is spliced from 13 exons. NCBI's taxonomy places the organism in Eukaryota, Metazoa, Chordata, Actinopteri, Cypriniformes, Nemacheilidae. Gene Ontology annotation, molecular function: protein kinase activity; ATP binding. The coding region runs from base 54 to 1529 and encodes 491 amino acids. Gene Ontology annotation, biological process: protein phosphorylation.